AUGUCAAGUGUAUCAAAAUCUCUAAAGAGUUUAGAAAAACAAAAUCCUAAUAGUAAAUCGGAGAAAAGAUGCGCCAGACAUGUUUCACAUUAUUCUGGCGAGAUCCACAAUUCAAAUUGCGCUACAAAUUUUGACACCAACAAUUAUCAUUAUCAAGCCAAAGAUUCGAACAUAGAUUAUAAUCGUCAGAAAGAACGUGCUCCUGAUGCACUCUUCUGUCAAAAUGGUCUCCGUGAGCAAUUAUCAGCUGGCGCUGAUAUGGAUGGAAAGUACCUGCAUUUUCCGACCUGGUUCAUAGCGCUACAAAAUCAGCCCAUCUUAAAUAUCAUUAACACUCUGCAAAUGAUAAGGGCAUUGAACGGGAACAUAGCCAUUCGAGAUCCUCAAUUAAAACGAACAGUUUUACUUGAGUCUGCAGCAAAAUUAAUGACCCGUGAACUCGACUAUACCGAAAAAUACCCAAUAUUACUUCAAUGGUUGGUUGAUACUAACCUGUUUAACAUUCACGAAAGAGAUUUCGACGAGGGAUGUGGAAUUCUUCAUUUUGCCGUACUAACGAAACAUGACAAAUAUAUUCCGUCGCUUUUGUUGAAAUGCAUAGAAUUGGGCGCGGAUCCUCGUUCUGAGGAUUCUAAAGGAUAUAAUGCCCUUGCAUAUAUAGCUAAAUUUAAACCACUUCAAACCCUGAUGGAAGUGAUGGAGAAAGUUCCGCCGAUGAGAAACGCGGAAGUGUUGCAACGCGCUAUCGAUAAAUCUUCUUGGAUAAGCAAAGAAAGAUCUUACCUUAAAAAAUGGUUAAAGCUACAAUUUUCAUCGAUUCCAAAUUUAAGAUAA
Ambispora leptoticha is the source of this 834-nucleotide messenger RNA. The record is from the annotation of a GenBank genome assembly. NCBI's taxonomy places the organism in Eukaryota, Fungi, Glomeromycota, Glomeromycetes, Archaeosporales, Ambisporaceae.